Messenger RNA from Closterium sp. Yama58-4, 2766 nucleotides. Lineage: Eukaryota; Viridiplantae; Streptophyta; Zygnematophyceae; Desmidiales; Closteriaceae. The record is from the annotation of a GenBank genome assembly.
AUGGAGAGCAGGCUUCAAGGGGGCGUGAUUUUAGCGAGUGGGAGUCACAAGUGUGUUGUAGAGGACAGUUUGCUGACAGAUGACUGCAACAAGGAUGACUGUAGCGAGGGAAGCGGUGGCGGGGCGUCGUCCGAGGCUUGGGAUGAGAUUUGCUCCGCUGUAAGCCAAAAACGGGGAGCUACAGUAAAAUGCGAAGAAGACAAGUUACUUGCAAUGUCUGCAACAAAGAUUUUUCUUCCAGGAGCUGUAGUCUGGGCCAAGGUGGAUGAUAGCAAAGGGUGGUGGCCGGCACUGGUGGAGGAUUGGAUGGAUGUGCCUAUAACGGUUCGGCUAUUACAGGAACACGAGAGCGACCAUGUAGUGAGGCUGCUAUUGCGAGAAGCCGGGGAGACAAAACACCUAUGCAUGAAACCACAGUUUCUCAAGGACUUUCUGUCAAAUAUGGCUCAAUUUAGAGGGCAAAGGGCCAAUCAGCUGCUGCCACGUACCCCGCCAUUGAAGCAGCUGGGGAGGAAGCUGAAGGAGGGUGAAAACAGUUUGGAAGAACGACAGAGGGACCAAUCAGGAGGUGCCAGGUGUCCGGCUAGUGAGGUGCUGUGUAGGGCGACUAGAAGCAGCAGUAGCCAUCCCCCCAAGGCUGAGGUAGUUGGUGCGAAGCAGAGUGUGAGGGGGAGUGAAAGAGUGAGUGGGAGGGAGAGUGAAAGAGUGCGAGUGCGUGAAAGGGUGAGUGAGCAGCAGCGGUUUGAGACGCCUCAGAAAAGGAGGGUGACUAGAGCAGGCAGCAAGGCAGGGGUAGACCGCACGGCAGGAACAACAAGCAAGUCAGGUGCAGGGGCAGGUGGAAAAGUGGUCGGCAGGCUAAGUCCCAACAGGCGAUUGGAUGUGGAUAGAUUACUGGAUACGACCACCUCAAGCCAGGUGAAAGCCCAGGUGAAUCCUCAGGUGCCGGAGAAGUCUGGAAGGGCAGGCAAGGCGGGUGCAGGCUGUGAGGGGCGUGAUGGAGAUGGUAGCAUCGGUGCUGCUGAUAGGGAUUUGGUUGGUAGUGAUAAGGAGUUGUGUGCGGUUGAUAAGCUAGGUGCCGCUGAUAAGAAGCUAGCAAAGGCUGAUAAGGAGAUAACAAACGAGACUAAGUUGGCGGCUGUAGCAGAGCGUGAGACUAGGGAGUCAACCAUGCCAGCUGUAGUAGAUCGUGAGGUUGAGGGUCUCAGGGAACAACUGUGGCGGGAAGAGUGGGAUGAAGAGGAGGUUGAGAUGGGUCUGAGGGUGGAUGGUGGGGAGGAGGGCGGGGAGGGGAGAGAGGACAGGAGAGAGGAGGACGGAGCAGAUGAGGGGGUUGGGCAGGAGGAGAAGGAAAAGAGGGGCGGGAGGAGAAGGGAUGGGGGCAAGGAGGAGAAGGAGAAGGGGAGGAAAGAGGAAGAGAAGCAGGAAAAGAAGAGAAGGUUAAAAAAGGGGGUGGAUGGAGACGGGUGUGAGGCAAGGGGAGGGAAGGAGGAUAACGGGGAGGAGGAGGAAGAGGGAGAGGAGAGUGACGACACAUCGGAUGAGUAUGGGGAUAGCUGCAAGCGGUGCCACGAAGUUGGGUUCAUGCUUUGCUGUGACGGCAAGGCAUGCAGUGCCACAUACCACCUGCACUGCUUGGACCCUCCCCUGGAUGACGUCCCCCCUGGUCUCUGGUUCUGCCCUGACUGCACCCACAAGCGCUUCUCCCUGGGAGUGCAUGCGGUGCACCACAAACCUCACAACGAGCACGACCAGCAGCAGCAGCAAACCCACCAUUGCGACCAUCCCCCGACCUUCUGUGCUGAUUGUAGCGGUGAGAAAGAGGGCAUGACUGCGGAAACACCCAGCGGGGUUGGGCUUGAGGAGCGGAAACACCCUGGCAACUCUGGACCUGGGGGGGCUGUGCCGGCUAAGUGCGAGUACUUUGUUAAGUGGAAGGGUCUGUCCCACGCGCACAACAGCUGGGUGGAUGAGGCAUGGCUUGCAAUCAACGCUCCCAGACAGCUCGCGAUCUUUAAAGCCCGAGCGGCUACAGUGGAGUUCUCCCCCACGUGGAACCCCCACUGGGCCCAACCAAAGAAGCUCAUAGCAAAGCGGUGCACGUGGGAGCUGGCCAAUGGGAGCGUGCUGCAGGGGGCUGCUGGGCGACGUUUGUUGGCUCGGUUCUGGGAGAGGGAGCAGGGUGAGCAGGGGGGAGUGGUGGUGGACGGGGGGAGAGACGGCAGGGGAGAAGGAGUUGGGGUUUUGACGACACGGCAUGCUCUGUGCGCCAUACCGGACCGCUCUGCACCGCACUGGAUCGCAAUGCCUGACGCCCCGAUGCAGCAGCAGCUGGGGAAUCUGAACGCCCUUAGGAGUCGUGCUGGGACUAGGGAGGUGAUUAAACGGUGGGAGCUUAAAAAGGAGGAGGAGGAGGAGGAGGAGGAGGAGGGGGAGGAGGAGGAGGAGGAGGAGGAGGAGGAGGAGGAGGAGGAGGAGGAGGAGGAGGAGGAGGAGGCUGACAUGGUCAUCACGACACCUCUUGUCUUUUCCAUAGAGCGUUCAUACCUGGAGGAGGUGGCAUGGGGCGCCAUAGCAGUGGAUGGCAGCACACAGCUGUGGUCGGCACACGAGGCCAGUGCCACCCGUUCCAUGGGGUGGCCGCGUUCCGUCUUUUCCCUGCACGCCUGCCUGCGCGUCCUGCUUGCCCCACACGAACCCGAGGCAUACAGCUGGGAUGUUGGGGAUGUGGCAAUCAUGCUUCACGACAGUCGCCUCACCUCAUAG